Molecule: messenger RNA, 1751 nt
Organism: Archocentrus centrarchus (flier cichlid)
Lineage: Eukaryota; Metazoa; Chordata; Actinopteri; Cichliformes; Cichlidae
Gene: ctsd
Product: cathepsin D
Exons: 9
Coding region: 122-1312 (396 amino acids)
Biological process (GO): proteolysis
Cellular component (GO): lysosome
Molecular function (GO): aspartic-type endopeptidase activity
Source: RefSeq, a predicted model, not a curated record
GCUGAGUACCCUCAGAGGCAGGUGACUAGUCAGCUGAUAAAAGUCGGCUGUUUGUUGUCAACAAGACGAAGUGCUCAGUCAUUGUGGUGUAGUCCGUUUCUGUGAUUCUCCUGCGGUUACAAUGAGGACCUUCUUACUGUUUGUGUUCGCAGCGUUAGCCCUGACUAACGACGCCUUAGUCCGAAUUCCCUUAAAGAAAUUCCGUUCCAUCAGACGCGAGUUGACUGACUCAGGGAAAAGAGUCGAGGAGCUUCUGACUGACAAACACUCCCUCAAGUACAACUUUGGCUUUCCCUCCAGUAAUAACCCCACUCCAGAAACCCUGAAGAACUACCUUGAUGCUCAGUACUAUGGUGAGAUUAACCUGGGCACCCCUCCACAGACAUUCACUGUGGUGUUUGACACAGGUUCCUCCAACCUGUGGGUACCCUCCGUUCAUUGCUCCCUGUUUGACAUAGCAUGCUGGCUUCACCACAAAUACAAUUCUGGAAAAUCCAGCACAUAUGUGAAGAACGGCACUUCCUUUGCCAUCCAGUAUGGAUCUGGCAGUUUGUCAGGCUACCUCAGUCAGGAUACAUGCACUAUUGGAGACAUAUCAGUACAAAAACAGAUCUUUGGAGAGGCCAUCAAGCAACCCGGUGUGACUUUCAUCGCAGCGAAGUUCGAUGGCAUCCUUGGUAUGGCCUACCCAAAAAUCUCCGUGGAUGGGGUGGUGCCGGUGUUUGACAACAUCAUGAAUCAGAAGAAAGUGGAGAAGAAUGUCUUCUCCUUCUACCUGAACAGGAACCCUGACACAGAACCCGGUGGUGAGCUGCUCCUGGGAGGAACUGACCCCAAAUACUACGAUGGUGAUUUCCAUUAUGUCGACAUCACCCGGCAGGCCUACUGGCAGAUCCACAUGGAUGGGAUGGCAAUUGGCAGCCAGCUGAGUCUGUGCAAGGGAGGCUGUGAGGCCAUCGUAGACACUGGAACCUCUCUGAUCACCGGCCCCGCUGCCGAGGUCAAGGCCCUGCAGAAGGCCAUCGGAGCCAUUCCGCUCAUCCAGGGAGAGUACCUGGUGAACUGCAGUAAGAUCCCAACGCUGCCUGUCAUCACCUUCAACAUAGGCGGACAGAGCUACACUCUGACCGGAGAGCAGUAUGUCCUCAAGGAGAGUCAGGCUGGAAAGACCAUUUGUCUGAGCGGCUUCAUGGGUUUGGACAUCCCUCCACCUGCCGGGCCCCUGUGGAUUCUGGGAGAUGUGUUCAUCGGCCAGUACUACACAGUCUUUGAUCGUGACAACAACAGGGUGGGCUUUGCUAAAUCCAAAUAAGCACAUCCUGAACUCAGAAGGAGCAUGUUCAAGUGCAAAACUACAAAUCUGAGCUGCACAAGUUUUCUCUUGCUUUGCAAUCAGUUGGUUUUUAGCAAUAGACUUUGUGUAAUAGACUAAAUGCACUGAUCUGAACAAUUUGUAUGAUUUCCAAGAGUGGGAGAAACAGAUUGGAUAUUUCCUAAGUUGUGUGAUGAGUGUAUAUGAUCAGUUGAUUGUACAGGUACUGCCUAUUGAACUGAUCUUUUUUUUCUUUUUAAUCAGGGAUUUGUUUUAAAGAGAAUUUUGAAUUUGCAUUUUUAGGUGAAAGAUGGCAUCAACUACUGACAGGUUUAUCUUUUAAUGUAAUUAGCGUCAGUAAACACUUUUUAAAAGAUGAUCUGUUUUGUGCUUUGUGGCUUUGAGUAAAUUGCUUUUGGUUGGAUCUCUGAAGAAAACA